Molecule: messenger RNA, 1350 nt
Organism: Diabrotica balteata
Lineage: Eukaryota; Metazoa; Arthropoda; Insecta; Coleoptera; Chrysomelidae
Source: the annotation of a GenBank genome assembly
AUGGCUACGAAAAAUGUGCUGUUGGAUUUUAAGAAAUUUUAUUUAAGAGAUAUGAGAUUGCUGAAUAAUCUUGGCGUGUAUGUACCAGUAGAAAAAAGUAAAUAUCCUAAGCUUUUUGCAUUUUAUUGCUUCAUGGUAUUUUUCUUUUUUAUGGGUUUACUAAAUGGAGCUCAGUACUUGUACACUUUUAUCAACGCACAAAGUAUUCGCGAUUUUGCAGGAACUGGAUAUGUGGCAAAUAUUUGUUCGAUGGCCAACGUAAAAUCGUACUAUAUUUUUACUCAGAGAAAACAAGUAAUAAAAAUUUUCAAUGAUCUAAACUGCCAAAGAUUUCAGCCAACAACAGAAAAAGCCAAGAAGUUAGCUCAAAAAGGCUUAGAUUUCUAUUAUAAGGCAAACGUGUUCCUUACUGCCAUAUCAGUAGUGGCUUGCACGUUUUCAGUGACAACGCCAAUCUUUUAUCCUAAAAAUGGCGGCCUUCCGUUUGCUACAUGGUAUCCCUUCAAUGUGUCAACUACACCUAUACACCAAAUGGUCUACCUUCACCAGACAAUAUCAGUGUAUUAUGAUACUCUAAUCAACGUCAGUGGCGAUUUGUUGGUAGCUGGUUUGAGCACUUUUAUCGGUGUUCAGUGCGACUUGCUUUGUUACGAACUAGUAGAGGGUCGAAGUGACUCCUUGGUUGAUUAUAUCAAGUAUCAUCAGGAAAUUGUAAGGUUAGCUCAAAAAUCAGAACAAAUCUUUAGUAGAAUAUACUUUUUUCAGUUCUUUGCAACAACAACGGGAUUAUGUAUGACCCUAUUCUUAAUAACCUUGGUCGAGCCUAAUACAGUUGAAUUUCUGUUCUUGGUGAUAUAUCUAGCAGCUAUUUUUAAUUUAUUGUUAAUUCCAACCUUGUUUUCUUCAGAGCUUAGACGAAAGAGUGAGAAUAUUCCCAUGGCAGCCUACUCAUAUCCUUGGGUGGAUGCUCCCAAGAGCUUGAAAAGAGAUCUAAUAUUUUUUAUUCACAGAACUCAAACUCCAAUACAAUUCCAAGUUCUUGGAUUCUUCAAUUUAUCCUUGGAAGUCUUUUUAAAGAUGGUAAGAAACUACAAACGAAAAACAAAUCGUGCAGAUAUAAAUGCUGGAGAUAUAAAGAAAGCCGUAUGGGAUGAAAUUAAAAAUAAAACAGCAAUUAGAAAUGCCGCUUUAACGUUCAACAUAUCUAAUACCACUCUUUAUAGACAUGUGAAAAAAUUAAGGUCUCAAACACAACAUUUUCAAAUUGAUGAUUCAGCAAAUGAAUCACUUAGUGAAGGCGAUUCCCCACAUAUGCCAAAAUAUGUACAGAAAAGAACAGAAUGUACAUAA